Molecule: messenger RNA, 8768 nt
Organism: Erpetoichthys calabaricus (reedfish)
Lineage: Eukaryota; Metazoa; Chordata; Cladistia; Polypteriformes; Polypteridae
Gene: akap11
Product: A kinase (PRKA) anchor protein 11
Exons: 12
Coding region: 187-5961 (1924 amino acids)
Biological process (GO): intracellular protein localization
Cellular component (GO): cytoplasm
Molecular function (GO): protein kinase A binding
Source: RefSeq, a predicted model, not a curated record
CCGUGCAGGUUGAAUGCGCUCUGUGCUUUAUUAUUGCAGCCUGCAAGCUAGGCUCGGUUUGUUGUUGUGAAUGUAUGGGUGUGCUUUUUAAAUGGAAUAGAAAUGAAGUGACAGUGACAUCGGGACGGACGGGACAACGUUUCAUUUCCUUUGGCAGCAUAGGGAGACCUAAAAAACUGCCAAAGUAUGGAUGCCUGUGUUCGAGUCCGUGGUGUUCCUGUAAAGGCAAGGUCUUCUGUGAGAAAAGAGAUCAUCUCUGAAAACUCAUUUCAGUCUACAAAAACUUUGUUGAAAAGCAGGAAAGAAUUGUGCAGUGUUGUAUUUGAGGACCACCAGAAGGACCCUGUGUGUAUGUUUGAGAUUAAUUUUGUGAGUGUGCCAAAUUCAUGUGGAGAAGUAGAUGUUUUCACACAAGCCCAAUCUACAUUAUCAACUGAUAUUUGUGACUUGCUGAGAUCAUUAAAUAUUCAAACACUCAAGGAGGAAGAAGUGUUGCUCAUAAAAGAUGUGAAGAAAAAUAUAGGCAAAACGUCUACUUCUCAGCCCCAGUGGUCAAAGGCUGUUUGUGUCUUGAAAUACUCCCCUAUGCUGCAGAGUAAUAAAGAAAAUACUGUGUUUAAUCUGCUCUGCAAGUACAUUAAUGGAAUAAGGUUUGCAUUGGAGUUGCAUUCCUUACUCAAAAAUCAUUCUGAUCAUUGCCAAGGAGAUGAUGAUGAUACUAACCAGUCUGUGUCGUCAAUUGAAGAUGACUUUGUCACAGCAUUUGAGCACUUGGAAGAAGAAGAAGACAUUAGCUCCGACAAUAAUGCUACGAUUUACAACAGCCAAUCAAAGCUGCGUGACGUCGGCUCACAGACAAUGUCAUCUCAGUGCACUGAUACAUCCGGUUCAAAGAUCAUCAUGAGCUCUUGCCAAAGGAAGUUAUCAUCUAAAUUUAGCACUUUGUUUCCAGAUGCAUCUUCUUCUAUGAAGGAUUCAAUUAAAACAACAGAUGAAUGUACAGGGAGUCCACAAACCUAUUGCAGAACUUACAGCCCCCAGAAAAUUCAAAAUGACUUUAAGCAGAGAAGUAUUACCUCCAUUUCCUUGACAGAGUCAGAUGAAUCUGAAUGUUCAAGCCCUAGUCCAAUUAUCUUUUUAGAUGAAGAAGGAUACCAGAGAAGCCUAGAAGCUAAAAUUGAAAUCCCAAAGUUACCAGUCCUUAAAGAUGGAGUUGAGGACUCUGAUUCAGAACUGAGUGAAUUUUUUGAUAGCUUUGAUCAGUUUGAUGAAUUGGAUCAUCUUUCAGAAAAAAAUCAAAAACCCCUGGUAGAAAAGACCACCUGCAGUCAAACACAGAAAAGAAAAAUGGCUACUCAGGGCUGUUGUGCCACUGCUGCAAUGAACCCCCAUAGAUUUGAUCAUUCCAUUCUUCCUGCAAAUGUCAAAAAACCCACACCUCUAAAACCAGACUCACCCUACAGUAUAAUAUCUGAUGGACCAGAUUCUCCUUGGCCAGUUAAGACUUCAGGAGAAGACCCGGGAGCAUUGUUCAGUCCAAUUCGUUCUUCUGCUUUCAGUCCUCUGAGCAAUUGUAGUGCUGCUGAUUCUUUCUGUAAAACAAAUGAAGAACAUUCAGAAAUAAAGAAGCCUCAAGAGCUCUGUGCACUUUAUAAAACAUACUCUGAUUAUGCAAGCAGCAUUUCUCAUGACAUUAUGAGUUCAGUUUUUGGGUAUAAUUCCUCAGCAGACAUGAACGUGAAUAAAAACUUAAGUUGUGUUUGUCACAUGAAAUUUAAAAAUAGUGAUGGACAUUUUAUGAAACUAGCAGAUUUUCAACCGACAGAUAGUAUUACAAAACUAAAAUAUACAUCACAAACAUUUAAAGAUGGAAUUCAAAAGUUUGCUACUGACCUAGUUGAAAAAAGCAUUGGAAGUGCCUUUAAAGAUUUACAAAAAGGAGUCUCAUCUUGUACGAGUAAGCUUUGUCAUCUUGCUGCAAGACUUACUACUUCAGUAUUUCAAAUGGCCUUUCACGAGAUUGGAAUGAGACAUGCUUAUGUACUGAAAGAAAGGGCUAUAAAUGGCUUAGCAAGUUUUCUUGUAGGAGAAGCUUUGUCAGGAGCUCUCAAAGAAUUUUGCUUUAUUAAGAAACAGAUUUUCAACAACACAGUUGCCCGGUUUGCUGCAGAUUUAGCAGAAGAAUUGGUUUUUGAAGGAAUCAUGGAAGUAUGCCAGUUUUCACACCCACCCACACCCUCUUCUCCAAAACACUGGUCUUUUGAGGAAGAGGAGAAAGUAGUCUUGUCUUAUGCCAAUGACUUAUCUGAGUCUGUACUCCAAGAGGCUUUUAUUGAGCUGUCUCAAGCAGAUGUCACAUUUACAACUCAAGCUGCCAUCAGUGUUUCUUUAGAUAAUAUUCGAUAUGUUAGAGCAGAAAGUGCAGCACAAGCCACAAACACCUGUAAUACAUCAUCAAAUCAUUUUGGAUUACAGCACACAUCAGAUCAAUUUCAGACAUCUGUUCAUCUUGGAUUACUUUGUGCAUCGGGUGUUGCAAGUUGUGCUCCUCUACCUAUUGCUGGAAAAAUAAUUUCUGACAACAAGGCGUUAACUGAAAUUGGAACACCUAAAUCAUAUAGUUGCUAUUCUGAAGUCCGAGAGAAAGCAAAUGAAGCUCCUAAGAACAGAAGUAACACUGCCUUUCAAGAACAUAGGUCGCCAGUUGGAAAUGGCUACCACAUUCAAGGGACUGAUCCAUUUUUACCAAGUGCCACAUAUACAUUUGAACAUAAAUUAGAUUUGAGCAACAAAAAAGAUAAAGUGGAACACAAAUCUUCUGAGACAGCAUCCGGAAGAGGGAACUGCCCAGGAGCUAUGGUAGACUUAGUGGUUAAUGAAGCAUUUGAGUUAGUGGCUUCUUCCAAAGUAAAGAAAACUAUGGAAGAAUGUGCUGAAUAUGUGGGCAGGAAAAUAAUUGAUAAAAUGCCUUCCGUCAAACAGUUAACAUCUCAAACUCCGUAUCCAGAGAAUUUAACACAACCAGUAUUCAGACAUACUCAUGAGAAAGUCAAACCCACGGUUUCCAACCCUUACCUUGACCAGAUUGCACUGUCAGUGACUGAACAGGAUGUAGCAUCUCCAAUGGAGGUGAAAAAUUUUAAGUGUAUAAAAUCACUAGGCCAUUGCAAUACUAGCAUCUCAUGCAAUCCAGAUUGCCCUGGACAAAACAAAGAUUACACAGAUGAUGUAUCCAAUUGCAUAUUACUGCAUGGUAAUAAUGAAAUCAGAAGGUCUGACCGAAAAAUGUUAAGUUUCAGGAGUACUGGUCUACCAAGUUGUCUAAAAGAAUCACUGAACAGAGAGCGCAGAAAUGAGGACACUCAGGGCAUCCAAGACUUAAGAAACACAUUAGAAAUUCCAGGUUGUGAGGCAUCCGUACCAUCUUCAAGUAACUACUCUAAUAUGAAGGUAAUGUUUGGUAUGGAUUGUAUUGAAAGGAGCUUCACAGGAUCCCCAGGCACUCCUCCAUCAACUCCUCAGCAGCCUCAGCACAUAUGCCAGAAUAAAAAGAUUAAACAGUUCUCAAAGCAACUGAAAGGAAAGUUAGCCAAAGAGUUUUCUCCUGCUCCACCUCCAUCAACACCGCACAGUCAGUCAGAUGUUUGUGGAACAGAAAUGAGCCCUGAAACUGAGAAGACAGAUUUUAUGUUACGACUGAUGCGAUCGCUUUCUGAUGAGCUAGAAGGCAGUGAAGAUGAGGAAGAUGAAGAAAAUCAAUCUGUUAUUCAUGUGGUGAAGCCUGGUAAAGAUAAUACGACUACUAUGGAGUCAGAUGUUGAUAAAGGUGCUGUGUCCUAUGCAGACCGUUUAGCUUGUCACAUAGUUUCUAUGGCAACUGGAAUGUCUACUCUCUGCAAAGAUGAAAGAAACAUUGAUGAAAGCAGAGCUAGAUCUUUAUGUAAUCCAUUUGUGGGGCAGUUCCCUGAGCAUUCCUUAAAUUCAUUGUGGACAUAUGCCGGUGAAAUUGCAGGAGAAGUAAUUAGUGAUGUGAAGAAAAUGAUAAGCUUGAAUCAAUGUAGACGUAAACCUUUAAAAAGACAUGACGAUAUUCUGUCAUACUGUUCUCAGCAAGACAGUAAAAAGAAAAAACAUGAACAUGAAAGAAUAUAUGGCUUGGCUGAAAGAACUUCUAAUGAAGUCCUGUCAUCAGUACUUGGCUUUUCUAGUUCUAGUGACAGGAGUGACUUUGUAUCCAAAUGCCCAAGUUAUGAAAGUGUGUCUGAUGAGUACGCUGGGCAUGUCAUUAAGGUGUUGAAGCGAGAAGAUGAGAACAGUGAACUAGUGUUGGAUCAGUAUGCUAGUAAACUUGCUUAUAGAUCCGUCAAGUCUGGUUUAGCUCAAGCUGCCAGAAAAAUUAAGCAGAGAUGUAACUUGAGGUUAUAUUCAACAAGAAGGCCACCGUUUGAAAGUAGAAAUGAAUUGUUAAGAUUUCUUACAGUUGAACAUAACCAAAGCAUGAAAAUAAAUGGAAAAGUAAACAGUGACCAGGAUUCCCAUCUUUGCACAUGUCGUCCUACUGAGGAAAUGAGCUCAACAGAACAUAUGAAAUUACUUGCAUAUGCAGAGUCUUUGGCAUACAGUAUUACAUAUGAUGUUACAAGAAAAUUGCGAUCAUCCUCACUAAGAUUGCCAAAGUCUCUUACAGAUUCUUGCCUGUAUAAAAAGUCUAAAUUAGAAGGUAUAGCAGAAAACUUUAUUAAAACAAAUUUCUCUUGCUCACUUUUACCUUACAAGCCAAAAAACAAACAGUAUCACAGUACGGGAAGUUUAAAUGAUUGUCAUUAUAGUGAUAGUGUUAUUCAAGUCAUUGAGCAUUAUGCUAGGAAAAUAGUGGAUGAUACAUUAGAAAUGACUAUUUCUACAGAAGACAGAAGGAAAACUGAUAGUCAAACAGAUGCUAAAAGUGUAUCUGAAACUUCUUUAAAGACUGCUUUAGUUCACAAUACCAGUGGAUAUUGUACACACAAAGAACAUCCAUUCUAUUUUGGGACCAAUAGCAACCAUAGGGCAGCACAAAUAGUGCAACAGGUUUCAAAAGAGAACAAGCAAGAUUGUGACCAAAAAUCUGAACCCUGCUGCAGUAAAACAAAUGGAUGUGGGUAUGGUAUUCCUAAAAUUCAUAUUGACCUGGAACAAAAGUCUCUUUUUGCUGAGCAAAUAGUAUCAUCUGCUAUUGAGAAAGCUAAAAGAGAAACUAGUAGCACUAGUCUCAAUGCAGACAGUGGAAUCGUACAUGAUGGUGCAAGCUUUGCUGAGAGUAUCACCACAGAGAUAAUGACUUCUGCAAUGCUGAACGCCUGCCAAACAAUUCAUAUUAGUGCUCCUGGGAAAGAGGGUCUACCUGUUUCAGAGUCCAGUGUGAGCCAUCAGCCCAGUCUGAGUGUUGGGGAUGACAGUACUGGUAGCUGGUCCAACUUGAGCUUUGAAGAUGAACACGCAGAUGAAAGCAGUAGUUUUCUACACAUGAGUGACAGUAAUGGUAACAGCAGUAGCUGGAGCAGUCUUGGGUUAGAAGGAGAUAUUUAUGAGGAAAGUUUAUCCUUUUCACCAUCAGACAGUGAGGGAACAGAAGAUAAGGAAACGGAAUCUAAAGACAUCUUGGAAGGUGGAUUAGGACUAACUCGAAAAGGAAUAUUGUUACUUAACACUGAAAUAAAGAGCCAUGAAGUGGAGCCUCAGCUGCGGACAGUGCUUCAGUGGGUUGCCGCAUCUCAUUCAGAAAUGCCUGUUUUGCAAUUUGCACAGCCUGCAGAGAAAGAACUUUGUCUGCUUCCAUUUGUUCUGAAGAGAGCAAAAGAUAAGAACUGGAAGGUGGGAGAUUUGUUGCAAGCGGUUUUGAGAUACUAUGAACACGUGGAGUUGGAAGGAGAGACUAAUUCCCCCAAGCCAUUAUUUGAAUGGCUUCUAAAUUACACGUAAAUGCAUACGGACAGUUGGUUAAAUGUUUAUCUAAAAAAAGAUUAGAAUGAUUAUCAACAGUUAUGUGAAACAGGCUUUUUCUCUCAUAACAAAAAUCAAAAUUAAAGGUUUGUGUUAGAUUCUUUACUGAAAAUACUAAAUUUCAGGUCAAUCAAAAUGAAGAAAGUUACUUUUUUCCAAAUGUAAAUGUUACAUUUGCUUAGUUUGUUGAUGCAGUUGUGAUUGACCUGGCUUUGUCGCACCAGAUCAUCAGUCCUCUCAAUCCACUGCAGCUUUGCUUUUUGCUCAGUGUUUUUUGUGUUUGUGGCCAUGCUUCUCAGCUCCUGCACAAAGUAUAAGAUACUAUGUAGCAGAUGCAGUAUAUUUUUUCAGAUAUUGUAUUUUUUGCAUUAGUCCUCAUUUGUGCCGUUGAGGUCCACACAGUAUGUUUAGUGUGCUGUUGGAAAAAGUGAGAGACAAUGCAUUACUGUUUUUCAAUGGGGAAAUUCCCUUGGCAUAGCUUUCUAUGAAGUCAUUCUCAUUCUGUCUAUGAAAGGCCUCCUGUUGAUAUUCUGUAUUGGUAAAAGUCAGUCUGAGACAUAUCUGCAGUAGAUUUUGGUAACUAAAAGAUAUAGCUAUGCCAUACUUACCGGUAUUUCAGUUUUUAUUUGUAUAGGAUCAUGAUGGAAAAAACAAUCAACCUUUUUAUAAGCAUACAUGCUUAGUUCAACAAAUCUUUCAGAAAAAAAAUGUAAUUGCAGUGUAAGUUUAGGUAAAUUGGACUAAUCUGUGUUAAACUUUGCAAGGGAAAGCCUUUCUAAAAGAAUGAAUGGCUUGGUCUCUCUCCAUUAUUGCAUUAAUUUGAAAAAAUCUGCGAGAGUAUAUAACACAGUGUGUGAAACUGCAGUCCAGGGUAUUUUUAUCAGCGUAUGUCUCAGAGAUUUUGAAAUGCAGCCAGCAUAGAUUUCCUACUUUAAUUGCAUCAGACCAGAAGUGGGAUCUGGUGACGCACAAGUAGUAAUUAUUCCUGUGAGACAUCACUUGUGUCUAAACCUUGCUUAACCACAAAGUAUUCAUGUUAUCACAGAGUUUUGAGUGAGUGACACUAAUACUUUUACAUUUAAAUUGUUAAUUGUUUAAAACACUAUUUCCUGUCUUGAUUCAUGUGUUAACAAUAAUAUGGACACAUAAUAAUGGAUUACCUUGGGAUUUUGUCUGCUCUAGAUGUCUUGUCAACACUAGCAAUUUAUAGUAACAGCAUUUUUUGGAGCUGGACACUAAUUUCAGUUUUAAAAAUUAGCAUUUUAAACUUUUAAAAUAUGGUUUCAGCCCUUUUAUCAAAUUACUGAAUACAGUAUAUGUAGAUACCAAUUUUUGCAAUCCACAGAAUUGCUGCUUAAUUUGUCUACUAAAUCCUAGUAUAUUUACUAGGUCACCCCUAAUCAGAUGUCAGUAAAUUGUUCUUCCAACAAAAAAAAAAAAGUGUUUAAAGGAUUUUAAAAAAUCAUGUCCAAACAAACUGCUAGAUCCAUCGGCCCUAACUUCAAGAUUUUUAUAAAGUUAUAUGAAGAGUUUGCUGACCCACACAGUGCACUGAAACAAAAACGACCAAGUUGUUAAUUCUUGCCAAAAUCAGAAAGUUCUAACUCUCAGACAAAACACAAUUUCCCACAAAUAAAAUGUUAGAGUUAAGUACUUGCACUUACACAGUGCCUUUCUCUUCCCCAGCAAUGGACCCAAUUUCCCAAUUCCUUUUUAGUAGUCCGGUGUGUGGCACAUGGUAUGGGGAUCAAUUGUGUCAAUGCCAUCUCAAAGCUAAUCUUAAAAUAAAGUAUUCGGGGAUUUACUAAUCAAUGUAAGAUUGCAUUUGAGUGAAACCAAUUGUGGCUAUUUCUAAGUUAAUAAAAGUUGAUGUAUUUUGUAUUUUUGAACUGUUAAUUAAAAUUAAGAUGAAUAAUAAAUCAUCUUAGAAUCAGCAGCAUCUGAAAGUGCCAUAUUUUAUGGUGUAUCAUAAGCUUUGAAACAAAAAGAUGUGUUGUAUUUAAGGAAAGGCAGAAACUGAGUAAAAUUAAUGUAAAAGCAGUAGCAGCACGUUAAAAAUUCUUUACCGUCAAUCUUGGAUUCUCUUCCCCAGUGCAAUUUAAAUACUAAAACUAUGAAUAUAUUGAGAUAUUGUUGUACAGGAUUGAUAAUCACCAGUACAGCAGGCAACUAUUCAAGUCUGAAUGCCAUAACAGUUUGUAUUUCACAUGACACAAGUUUGCACUCCAGUGUUGUUAGGGUUCAAAAUAAUGAAAGUUAAUAUUAUGCCUUUCAUAUUUAGCACUAUACCAUAUGAAAUAUACACAGGAGAGUUAAAAGGUGACAUAUCUGGUGCUGAAUGGAAAACUGUACUUCAGACCUAAGGUGUGAUUCUCUGAUGAGUUGGAACACGAAGUUUAUGGCUAUUUCUCAAAUUAUAGUCACUUUAUUUUGUGUACAUUCCUCUCUUUAUAAAUGGCCACACAUUUUGUGUUUAAUAACUGAAUGUGUAAUGGUAAAUGACUUGCUAAUUUAAUAACUGUAUCAAGUUAAUUAAUAGUACAUUGUUAUCUUCUUGAUGUCAACAGUUGUAGUUUAUAUAAUAUUUAUGUUGACUGCUGUAUUUUUUCUGCAAAUUGCAUAAUUAUGCCAAAAAAGCAAUGGAGUUAUGUAACUUAUGAAGAUUAAUGAAUUUGUCUAGUGAUGCAAGCGGCAUAACUGGUGUCCAGAUUUUAAGCUCGCACUCGCACUACAUUGGUCAUUUUUUGUUUUGUGAUGGCUGCAAAUAAAGAGAUUUUUUUUCUCUC